AUCGGGUUCAAAUUUGCAAUAUGACGUGUGAAUAUUUGUCAGAAGACAUCUUACAAGCCAAUUUCUUCAAGUGCACAUCUCCCGUGUACUACGCUCAGCUACUUUGUGGAACUAACCGUGUCGACAUCAGAGAUAACUUCGCUACGUCAGUGACCAAGGGCCAAAAACUGUACUCUUUAUUAAUAAUACUCGGUGUCACCUUGUCUUACAGCUACUUUGCUUUUAAUUAUUAUGAGCUUUAUUCUGUAACGAGUCCUACCAUUUUGUAUAUGAGUAUUGUAGGUAUGGUGUUGCAUUACACCACUUACCUAUUGAAUCAAUGUUUUUUACGUUUGACGAAGCAAACGGAUAACAUAAGGCUUGUAGUUUUAUUAAAUAAAAUAGAUUGCUUGCUGAACAUUAAUCAUGAGUCUGACCUAAACAACUUGCAAUAUUAUUGGUCGGCCACGGCGGUGUUUUUGACUGCUCUAGUCUUCUUCUUUGGCUACGGGGUCCAUGUGGUGGGCACUGUUCCACAGUAUCCCGUCUUCACUUGUUUCAUCUCGAUACAAUUAUACUCCUAUCUGCUGGAGAUAAUUUGCAUAGGGGCAUAUGUUUAUUACGUAGCAGUUCGAAUGAGACUUUGUUCCUAUUUGAUUCGGUCGAUGGUGUCAAAAUUAUUGAGUAAAUAUGAUUGUGGAGAUGCUGUGGAAGUAUCACACCGUGUAGAAUUACGAAACGUAACUGUAUGCCUGAGUUACAUACUGGAAGCGUUCAGAACUAUAGAAAAAAUAUUUAGAUAUUCAGUAAGUAUUAAGAUCAAGCUUAGUAUUAACAGUACCUAUACCUACUUCCCUUUUAAUGAGCCUUUAUGUUUAUUUCAGAUUUUUUCAAUUCUAUCAUUAAAUUUCGUAUGGACUUUUUUGGUUCUUAUAGCUAUGACUGAAGGUGUCCGAAAGCAGGUGAGUUUUAACGUCUAUUAUGAAAGGAUGGGAACACGAAUCAGCAUCAUCAUCAGCCCUUAG
Molecule: messenger RNA, 1004 nt
Organism: Plutella xylostella (diamondback moth)
Lineage: Eukaryota; Metazoa; Arthropoda; Insecta; Lepidoptera; Plutellidae
Source: RefSeq, a predicted model, not a curated record